CAUCGACCUCUGGGCUUAAUCACACACAUCGGCAGAGUCGAGUGUCGUAUUUGCGUGUUAAGAUAAAAUCGUUAAUAGUACAUUUUUUCCUUUUCAGUUGAUUCGCGCGAUUCGGUUGAGUGAUACGUCUCCAAGUCGGAGCCUCGUUUUGAACAGGAAAGUGCUUUAAACUGCGAGAGAAGGAAUCGCAACUGUAUGAGGAGCCACCAUUUUUGUUUUGUUUCGUGAUCAGGGAACAGACGGAACUCGUUUUGAUAUACAGACAGAGGCAGCAAAAAUAGCCAGCAGCGUGUGAAUGACUUUAGACGCAUACCUAGACGCCAACGUGGAAGUUGAUUAUUAACGAGAUACUCUGCGCGGUUGUCGGACAGUGCUAAGCGUGAGGCGUUCGAAUUUAAAAUUUAGUGAUUAGUGAAUAUAGAGGAUAGACGAAUCGAAUACUGAGCGCUACUUCGGUUAUCGAAACGCUAACAAACGGAACGGAAACAAACAAGUGUUUUCCAUUGAAGACGCAUAUUGUCUGAGAAGAGAAGACGACGAUUAUUUGCUAAAGUGAAAAGUAUAAACGCAAACAGAAGAACGAGAGCAGUAAAUUAGAGCUGUAUCAAGUGAUGAUAUGAAUAAAAUUACAAUCUGACAAGCUAAAGUUACGCGAGUGUCCAGGCCAAGACAUACCAUGCUGCCGUCGCUCUAUUGGGUUCAAUAAAUCUUAAUUUAAAGUAAAAUAAGUUGAUUGCUAUGUCUGCUGCUGUGCCGUGAAUAGGCCCCGCAUAACAUCAAAUUAAACAAGUCAGCAAGUGGUGUAGAAGUGAGCUACUGUUCCCGUUUGAGUGAGAACCACAUUUCGUUUUGUGUUCUGGAAGAGAUAACACGCCAAAAAUGCUUUGUGCGCUGGAAUAUUGCGCGAAGCUAUGCUUCAGCAUUUAGUAGGGAAGAAAUACUAGCUGCCUUCAGCUAUUAUUAUGGAUUGUAUCAGAUUGUUUGAAUAUUAUAUCAACGAUUAGGCGUUGGGACUUACCACAGGAGGAGAUAAUCGUCUACCGCGCGCGCGCGUGUGUUCGGUUGUACCGUUUCUCGACGCCACUACCAUUACCAAUAGCGAGGCGAUAUCAAAAAUUUUUCCAUUGGAAUCACUCGCCAUUCGUGCUUGUGGACGGAAUGAAGCAAGUGAACAUACUAGCGGUUGUGCUAAUCUGUAUUAAUUGAUCGCUAAAAAGCUAAGUGUUUACCAACAGUGCGAAAAGUGGAACCCAGACAAGGGAGGAAAAAAAAAGUUUCGUUGAAGAAGUUCUCGAGAAUCAAGCCGAAGAAGGCUCUGCCGAAGAUACUAGCGAACAUUAGCAAAGUGGAGCUGCUACUGAACAAAGUGCGCGAACAGUUGUCUUUGAAAUUCUGCGCCAUUAGUGUGCCAUAUGGAGUCGGAAUAUAAGUGCCCGGAGUUCGUCAUUUUUAUGGUUAACAAAAUGCUGGUUGAAAUUGACAAUUCUUUACUUCAAAACCAUCGACAGCGUGAGACUACAGGAAUCAAAAAGCUGUAUAACUCGUUUUUCGUACUAUUUUAA
Molecule: messenger RNA, 1562 nt
Organism: Wyeomyia smithii (pitcher-plant mosquito)
Lineage: Eukaryota; Metazoa; Arthropoda; Insecta; Diptera; Culicidae
Exons: 1
Coding region: 1413-1562 (49 amino acids)
Source: RefSeq, a predicted model, not a curated record